AUGAACGAUACUCAGCAGGAUAUUUGGAGAGGAUCGAUUAUGAUUGUUACAAAUGAUGCCACUUCUGAUUACUCGACUCCUCCUUUUCUUAAUGUGACGAUCGAGCCAUUAGUUGACCCUAGUGCCAGUGCUAAUACUGGUGUUGAAGGCAGUGCUCUCAAUGGUGGCAGUGCAAGCCAUGGUAAUACAACUACAGUUGAAUCCAACAAAAUAUACGGAGAGUAUGGAGUCAGUUUUUGGCGGUUUGAUCUGAAUUUGAAUUUGAUUGAUUCAGAGCAAAGAGUCACAUAUUCCAUCAAUGCAGGUUCAGAUUCAUUGGGUUCGUCGUCACCAUCACCUACUGAAACGUUCUACAUUCCUAGUAGAAAUCAGGAUAUGAAUAUCAUGUUCUAUUCGUGUAAUGGAUUCAGUCUUGGCGUGGCACCUGAAAAGUUCAAGGGCCAGCUUUGGAACGACGUGCUGGAACAGCAUGAAAAUAAAUACCAUUUCCACGUCAUGCUAGGUGGAGGUGAUCAAUUGUACUGCGACAAGGUCAAAAUAGCUACUGAGUCAGUUAAGAAAUGGUCUGAGGAGAAGAACCCGUUCAAAAAGAGAACUGCUCCUAUGCAACCGGAAGAAAAGGCCGAAAUUGAUCAGUUUUAUUUGUGGCAUUAUAUUUCUUGGUUUGGUUUGGGUUAUUUCUACGGCCCUCAUGGCAGAACCCUACAGCCUGGCUGGCCAAAGGCGUUAGCUAAAAUCCCUAUGAUUAAUAUUUUCGAUGAUCACGAUAUUAUCGAUGGAUUCGGCAGUUAUACCGAUGGUAUUAUGAAAUCACCACAUUUCUCCGGAAUUGGUAGAGCUGCUUUUAAAUAUUAUUUGUUAUUCCAGCACUGUGUUGCUCCAGAAGAGCCGACUUCUAAGGAGCCAUCGUGGGUCAUGAGUCCACGUCCCGGUCCUUAUAUGGGUGAACACGCGCGUUCUGUAUAUGCUAGACUUGGCCAGUCUAUUGCAUUUUAUGGACUUGACUGUAGAACUGAGCGAAGUCACCAUCAGGUGUGUGAAGAUGCCACAUACGACGCCAUGUUUAGUCGGAUAAACCACGAAGUAAAGCAGUCAAAUGGGCAAAUCAAGCACCUGGUGAUCAUGUUGGGUGUGCCUAUUGCUUAUCCCCGUAUGGUUUGGUUAGAAAGAAUUCUUACCAGUGACCUUUUGAUGCCUCUUAAGAUGCUGACUCGUAAGGGAUACUUCUCGGGUCUUUCCAACGAGUUUGACGACGGUAUUGAGAUCCUCGACGAUCUCGACGAUCACUGGUGUGCACGACACCACAAAAAAGAGCGUAACGAGUUUGUCAGCCGAAUGCAGGCCUUCAGUAAAUCGACCGGUGUGCGAAUCACUAUUCUAGGAGGCGAUGUGCACCUUGCUGGAGUGGGACGAUUCUACUCCCGCAAGCCUGUACCCCCUGAGAAAGAUUAUCGUCACAUGCUCAACAUCAUCUCAUCUGCCAUUGUUAACACCCCUCCACCAGAUAAGCUUGCUGAUUUCCUGAACAAACGAAACAAGAUCCACCACUUCGGAAGCGAUACCGAUGAAGAUAUGGUUAAAAUCUUCCCUGUAGACGUGGACAACAGUCAUCGAAACAAUGACCGUCUGCUCCCCAGACGUAACUGGUGCAGUAUCAUUGCCACUCACGGUCAGGGACAAGCCAGACGAGCCGGACAAAUCAACUCCACUGGUGAACCUCCCGUUUCCAACUCCCGCGAAACACUCUACCCCGACCUCCCUGGCACACUCUCUGUUAUACUCCACAUGGAAAAGAAUGACCAGGACCCUGCCAGCGUCACCAUCCCAUACGAGGUCCUUGUGCCACCACUUGAGCUCUAG
Messenger RNA from Sugiyamaella lignohabitans, 1860 nucleotides. RefSeq lists its product as uncharacterized. Lineage: Eukaryota; Fungi; Ascomycota; Dipodascomycetes; Dipodascales; Trichomonascaceae. The transcript has a single exon. Gene Ontology annotation, cellular component: membrane. Bases 1 to 1860 code for a protein of 619 amino acids. The record is from RefSeq and is a predicted model, not a curated record.